Messenger RNA from Postia placenta MAD-698-R-SB12, 1308 nucleotides. RefSeq lists its product as hypothetical. The transcript is spliced from 8 exons. The record is from RefSeq and is a predicted model, not a curated record. The coding region runs from base 1 to 1308 and encodes 435 amino acids. Lineage: Eukaryota; Fungi; Basidiomycota; Agaricomycetes; Polyporales; Adustoporiaceae.
AUGCAGUACCAGUGUGCGAAGAUCAGCCCAGAGUGCUGGCAUAUCGACACUUCUUGCAUCGUGUUCCUGCGCAUCAAGGUGGUCCAUUGGCAGUUCCACAUUCAAAAUCCCGUGGAUCACAAUGGUGCCGUGGUGGCGCCGGUCACAAGAUGUCAGGACACGUAUCUGCAUUGUCAAGAAUCAAAGUGCGAUGCAGCAAGGAUCUCCGAAAGGCUAGCAAUUCACAGUGAGAGAAGUCAACGUAAUCCAAUACAGCUUGAGUCCCAGAUCCGUCAUAGCGGCUCCAUCACACAUGUCAAUUCGCAUAUGGCUAGAAACCGUAUUGUGGGCCAUGAAGUAGCUCGUGAAUUCUUUGUGAAGCGACAGCGUACUGAUAAAUGCAUUAGUGUUGUCAUCUUCGCCAGUGCGAUAUGGAUCAUAUUCUGGAAGCGCGGUGGAUCCACCCAAUGGAUGCUGGGCAUUACCUCUACCAUUCUGUUCUCUUUCGCAACCAUUCAUAUCUCAGUCUCCUUACAACAGCUCCUUGAGGCAUUCAUAUAUAUUCCGCCCGGCGCAUCCCCGCUCUAUUCCACUCUUUAUUGGACCAAUGAUACUACCUCGUUAUCUAUCAUAAAAGAUGUGCUCUACGAUACUACCGUUUGGCUGCAAGACAUCGUGCUCCUCAUCGUCGAUCUGGCCCACAUGGCGGCAGCGUAUGGCGCAACCAUUCUCGAUGUUCGUGGAACAGUCAGCAUCUACAGCCCAGUGGUGAAGGGACUUGGCUUGGCUGGAUGGUCCCUGGACCUCGUUGUCAACAUUAGCGUCACGCUGGUGAUUGCUGCGCGGCUGUGGUAUAUGGGAAUGAAGGUCACCAGUAUGACCUCUAGCCGGACGCACAGCUCCGAUCAACAACAGAACAAGUAUCUCGCACCCAUCUUCACCAUCAUAGAGUCUGGCGCACUCUUCGCCGCUGUCACACUUGUCAUGCUCAUCCUAUACCUCACCGGCAAGCCUGUGACUUUGGCUGCUCUAGGCAUUGCCACCCAGCUUGCGGUGACCACCCCCCUUCUUAUCAUCGUCCGUGUAGGACUGGGCCUGACCCACGGCCUGCCUAAGGCGUAUAAGGACUUGUCGACCAGCUCCACUGUUUCAGAUUUCAAAGCAGCGACACUGUCUCAAUCGAAAACAUUCGGUGGCAGUGCCAUUCGUUUCGCUCCGUCUCGCGAUAUUGCGACGUCAAGUGCUUCAUCACAAGGAGAAAUGGUGUAUGUGAUGCAGGAUUUCAAGGUGACUGAUGGCUUGGGUAUCGAUGAAGUUGCUACAAAGUAG